Anthonomus grandis grandis is the source of this 1725-nucleotide messenger RNA. Its product is annotated as D-2-hydroxyglutarate dehydrogenase, mitochondrial-like. Lineage: Eukaryota; Metazoa; Arthropoda; Insecta; Coleoptera; Curculionidae. Gene Ontology annotation, cellular component: mitochondrion. The record is from RefSeq and is a predicted model, not a curated record. The coding region runs from base 80 to 1588 and encodes 502 amino acids. Gene Ontology annotation, molecular function: catalytic activity; FAD binding. The transcript has 8 exons.
UAUUUAUUUCAGGCCUGUAACAACAGCAUCAUAUUAUUAUAUUCUACGUGUAGUCCAUUAUAUAUUUAAUAUUAAGAAAAUGCUUUUAAAACAAUUCUUAAGAAUAGGCUUGGUUGGAUUUAGUAAAAAAUCGUGUAGGAGUUUUACAAAACAGCCAGAUUUUACCAAAAACACUUACCAAAUUGAGAGAGGAUUUUAUAACUAUUUGCAAGAACCCCAUCUGAACUAUUUCAAAAAGAUCUUAGGAGAUGAUGGAAAUAGAGUAAUUACUGACGAAUCCUUGUUGGAACAUUAUAAUAUAGACUGGUUUAAAAAUGUUAAAGGUUCAAGCAAAGUAGUAUUAAAACCAAAAACCACCGAAGAAGUCUCAAAAAUAGUUUCCUAUUGUAACGCAAACAAACUGGCAGUUUGUACUCAAGGAGGUAAUACGGGAUAUUCGGCAGGUGCUGUUCCUGUUUUCGAUGAAGUCAUUUUAUCGAUGGAGUUAAUGAACCAAAUUCUUGAUAUUGAUGUGAAUUCAGGAAAUGUGGUAUGCCAGUCAGGGAUUGUCUUGGAGAAUUUGGACAAUAUAUUAGCGGAAAAGGGCAUGAUGGUUCCGUUGGAUUUGGGCGCAAAAGGUUCUUGUCAGAUAGGUGGCAAUGUGGCCACAAACGCUGGCGGCCUUAGGCUUGUCAGAUAUGGUAAUAUGCACGGGAAUGUCUUGGGAUUAGAAGUGGUAAAAGCUAACGGAGAGGUACUGGACUGCCUCAAAGUAGUAAGAAAAGACAACAGUGGUCUGCACAUUAAGAAUCUUUUUAUAGGAUCAGAAGGGACAUUAGGCAUAAUCACUAAGGUAGCUCUGAGGUGUCCUAUAAGACCUAAGACGCAGCAUGUCGCAUUUUUAGGGCUACAAAACUAUGAAAAAGUACUGAAAACCCUUCGUAAAUGCCGGCAAGACUUAGACGAAAUAAUAUCGGCUAUAGAAGUGAUGGACAGUUUGAGUUUAGAAUGGGGAGAGCAGCACACAAAAUUGUCUUCACCUAUUGGUCGAUAUCCUUAUUAUUUGUUAAUUGAAACAUCAGGUAGUAACGAACAACAUGACGAGGCGAAGAUUCAGGGAUUUUUAGAGUCUGCUUUGAAUGGUCACUACAUUUUAAAUGGGGUUGUUACUGGAGAACCUAGUAAAGUUAAGUCUUUGUGGGCCAUCAGAGAACGGUUACCAGAAGGAUUUAAAAAUCACGGCUGGGUGGGAAUGUACGACUUGUCAAUGCCAACCGAUCAGUUCUAUAACGUGGUUGAUGAACUUAGGACGUAUUUAAAAAACUCUGCUGAUUACGUGUUUGGAUUUGGUCAUUUAGGUGAUGGGAACCUUCAUUUACACGUUAUAACAAAAAAAUAUGAUAAACGUCUGGAAACAGAUGUGGAAAAAUUCUUGAUGGACAAAAUUCUGCCAAUGAAAGGCAGCAUGAGCUCGGAACAUGGAUUAGGAUUUAUUAAACGAAAAUAUCUGCCUGCAGUAAAUUCUUCUGAAUCUUAUCACUUUAUGACUGAUCUGAAGAAAUUAUUGGACCCUAACAGGAUUCUAAAUCCUUACAAAGUGUUUCCAUAAGUUUAUACAUAAUGCUUGAGCGUUAAUUUUUUAAAUUUAUAUGAGAUUAAUAAGCCAAAUAACAAUCUAUCUUGUAAAACAUUGUACCUAUAUUUAUCUAAUACAGAGUUUAUUUAUAAUAUAACAAAAAAAAAUUA